Spodoptera littoralis (African cotton leafworm) is the source of this 1509-nucleotide messenger RNA. NCBI's taxonomy places the organism in Eukaryota, Metazoa, Arthropoda, Insecta, Lepidoptera, Noctuidae. The record is from the annotation of a GenBank genome assembly.
AUGUCUAAUAGAAUUCCUCUCAUCUUUCCAGGCCAGGAUGUGGACAUCACCCCUCGAGAGGCAGUACGAAGGAUCGGAGACCAGCUCAGUGUGCUAUGCAAAGUGCCAUACCCCAUCGACUCCUGCAGGAUGACAGUGGGUACCACGUCCUACCGGCUGAUACCUGAAAACCUGCAAGGAGAUGUGGUCUACACCGGCCAGGGCUUGAAGGCUGGUCAAUGCGGUGCCCUAAUAAAGAAUAUUAAGGAGGAAUGGAAUGGAAACAUUACAUGUGUUCUCCCGCCCCCCUCAGGAAACAUCGAGCUGGUCGGCUCCAUGAGGCUGCUUGUCGCAAGAGCCCCUGGUGAGAUCCAGCUGAACUCCUCGCCGCAGCCGCCCUUCAAGGAAGGAGAUACGUUCAUGGCGCAGUGUGUGGUACCUAAUGGAAGACCAGCUGCCAAGAUCACCUGGUUCUUGGGAUCGGAAGAACUCCUCCACGGCACCCAUCAGCCUGUCAUAACAUCAGAACCAGGAUCUGACCUGAAGACUAUCAGUCAGAAUGUCACCAGGACCCUAACUGAUGAGGACGACGCCAAGUUCCUGGUCUGCAGAGCUGAACACGAAGCUUUGGAGAAGCCUAAGGAAUUCAGGAUCCAACUCAAUGUUAAUUACGCUCCAAAACGCCAAGAGACGGGCACAGUCACAAUCUUUGGCCUCAAACUGGGAGCUGAAGGUAAGCUGAAUGUGACUGUGAAGGCCAAUCCUCCACCGACGGCUGAGUGGAGCAUCGGAGACCAGGUCUUGCAGGCACCUAGGCAGAGUGAGAAUGGAGAGAUUAUCGCACAGGCUCCCUUGUUUUUGGGCAACGGCUACUUCAACAUCACUCUGAUCCUGGCUCGCAUCACUAAGGAAGAUGUAGACAGGACGUACUUCCUACGAGUCAUGAACGACUUUGGAAGGGAGGAGAUUGCAGUCAGGAUCAGCACCAUGGACGAACCAGCUGCUCGGAAGGCGAAGUCCUCCUAUUUGGUAUUAGAUAUAUAUGGUGUGGAAUUAGACACGGGAGCUAUCGUGGGCAUCGUGGUGGCUGUUCUAAUUCUUCUCAUAGCCAUCUUCCUGGCUGUGUUUGCGUUCGCCACCGACAGAUGGUGCUUUGCCGGUAGAAGACAGGAGAGGAAAAGUUCCGGCGAAUCGACGCCGGCCGGGGAUGUGCUUUUAGAGUCUGGCAACCCGCUUCCUAGAACUAGCGACACUGAGAGUGCUGUGGGAGGGCGGGAGAGGUCGCGGCUGGCUGGCCUGAGUGCUCGAGUGAGGGCAGUCCUCCCGAGGGCCAAGGAUAAGGUGCAGGCUACUGAGGCGCAGACUGUUGAUGCUGAAGAAAAGCCUCUCUCAGACGACAAGAAGGGCGUAGUAUACGCUGAACUGGCGCUCGGUGAACAGACCUCAACUGAGAAACCACCCCCUCCAUCCACGGAGUACGCAGAAAUCGUAUACACAGACCAAUCGAAAGAUAACAAAGAAACCAACUAG